AUGAAGGUCGCUCGUCUCACGAUAUUGCCACUGCACGCGCCGCGUGCGAUUCACUCGAGCUCGAUCGACGAACUGAACGAGUGCCGCGCGCGCUCCUGCACGAAGCCGCGCGAGUCUCCCCUUAAGAGUGAAAGUCUGCAAAAAGAUCAGCGCUCUGUGCAAUACAAUCGUGAAGAUCGGCGCGCUUCGAACUCCGGUCUCCGAGGUCAUUGCCGCGCUAACAGCGGGCCAAUCGCUAGCAGGCGCAGACGUGCGCGGCGAGCGAUUGGAGGGUUGAAUCCGCUCCGCUCCCCGCGGCCCGCGCUCAGCUCGAGUUCGAAGACCCGAACCUUGCGGCCACCGCGGCCAAGGUCGCGCGAGAGCGGCACCGACAGAGAGACUAACCGAGCGUUCGAGUGGGACGUAGCCGUUGCCGGUUGCGUCACACUAUGA
Molecule: messenger RNA, 432 nt
Organism: Arctia plantaginis
Lineage: Eukaryota; Metazoa; Arthropoda; Insecta; Lepidoptera; Erebidae
Source: the annotation of a GenBank genome assembly